Molecule: messenger RNA, 4760 nt
Organism: Amphimedon queenslandica
Lineage: Eukaryota; Metazoa; Porifera; Demospongiae; Haplosclerida; Niphatidae
Exons: 7
Coding region: 1-4755 (1584 amino acids)
Source: RefSeq, a predicted model, not a curated record
AUGGCAAAAAGUGCUUUAUUUAGAAGUGUCUCUGCUAAACUUAAAGACUCCAUAUCAUCUGAUCUGGUUGUAGUGUCAGCAAGUCUUUAUGCUAAGAGUUUCAUAACAACCCAGCUACAUGAGGAAAUGCUCGAGGGUCUUGAUAGCAAUUCAAAUAAAGCUGACAAGCUUGUAAAUGUACUACAGACUACUCUUGAUGCCCACACUAAUCCUGAGGCAUAUCUACAAGAAGUGUGCUCAGCAUUGAAAGAGAAAGGACAGAAACAAAUUGUUGAUGUAGUGAACGAAUUGGAACAUACAUUAUUCAUUUCAACAAUGCAAUCUAUUGACAGCAGCAGUGCUAGUGUUCCUGCUAAUAAACUUGAAGACACUCCAGCUUCUAAUAGAACACAAGGAAGAUUAGAAAAAUGGCUAAAAGAAGGAAAAGUUGAGCUCAAACUCACUCGUAUCAAUAUGCAUGGUGCACCUGGAGCUGGUAAAACGUGUUCACUACACCUCCUACUUAAUGAGCCACCACCAGCUUCUACUGAUAGUACAUCAAUAGCUUGUCCUGCUGUUCGAGCAACAAGAAUAUCCAUUGACGGUAAAAAUAAGUGGGAGAGAGUCAAGAUUGAAAAUUUACUCAACCAGCUAGCGUCUCAUUUAGCAGAAGCACCAGCAUCUUCAGAUGAUGUAUCUGAUUGUUCAGAUAAAUUAUUACUGGAAGAACCACCCAAGAAGAAACCAACUGAUAUAGAAGUAAUUAAAGAAAUUUCAAAUGCUCUUGCAACUGGAAAGUUUCAAAAACUAAGCACAAAUUGGGUUUAUUUUAUUGAUUCUGGUGGUCAACCAGCAUAUCGAGAGUUGCUACCUCUUUUUACAAGAGCAGCUGCACUGAAUAUCAUCACCAUUGAUCUUACCAAAGGUCUUGAUGAAAAGUGUGAGUUUCAAUAUCACAUUGAUCAGCAUAGGUAUCCUAUUGAUACAGAUCUGAAGUAUUCUAAUCGUGAUAUAAUAUGCUCAACAAUUAGCUCCGAGGCUAUGUUGAAUCCCAUUGAGAUUCCUUACGUAUCUGACAUGCCUGACCAUCCUCAUUAUCUUAUACUUGGUACACGUAAAGAGUUGGUAACAGAAAAAAAGCUAAAAGAAAUGAAUGAAAGUUUGAGUGAAUAUAGAGCUAAUAAAAAAGUCAAUCCUCAAAAUAUACAUAGAGGUUUGAUUAUAUUUCCAGUUAAUACGCUGCUCCCUGCUGGGUCUAAGGAAAGAGAAGAAGCUAGUGUAGAGCUUUGUACUGCAAUUUCAAAUUGUGCAGUUGAAAUGACGAUUGAGUUACCAAUUCGAUUGCUUACUUUUGAGAUUUCAUUACAGAGGGAAGCUCAGAAGAAGGAACGAAGUUUCCUUACAAAAGAAGAAGCGAUUAAGAUUGGUAGGUCUCUCCGACUUGAUUCAGAAUCAGAUAUUGAUGAUGCUCUGCAAUAUUUGCACGAUGUCACUAUCAUUCUUUAUUAUCCUGCUGUCCUACCAAAUAUAAUAUUUGUUGAUCCUAAGUCAAUUCUUGAUGUCCUUUCACGUCUAAUAGCUAUCACAUCUGUUGGCCAUGAUAAAUUACAUUUAAUUGCUAAUCCACCUCCUUCAGUAGGUGAAUUAAAUAGUCUCAAAAAAUUUGGCCUUUUAAAAAAAAAUAUUUUUAAAAAAGUUGGUAAACAAUUUUUUGAUAAAGAUUUUAAAUCAUCUCACAUGAUCACUCUUCUAAGACACCUCCACAUUAUUGCCAAAGUUAAAAACAGAGAAGAAGGUGACUAUUUUUUCCCGUGUGCAUUACUAUCUUACGAUAAGCUCAAUCCUGCCCCAACAGAAAUACAACCACUUCUCAUAGCAUGGAAGAUCGACAAUAGGGGGACAACAACUCUAGCCAUUCCUCAAGGAUUAUUUCCUUUAACCAUCGUACAUCUUUUAAAAAGAAAAGAUAUUGUAGAAUUUGCUCCUGAUCCAAUUUCAGACCCAGAUCCAGACAAACCAGAAACAGAAUUCUACAGAUGCCAUGAUGCUAUGUCACUUCGUGUUUACAAUGAACACUUGGUACACAUCAUCAAUCGUUAUACACAUAUCGAAAUACGUUUUGGUGGUCACAAGGAAUCUUGUCCACUAGUUUUUAAAUUAGUCACAGAAGCUAUCAAAAGAAGCAGCAAAGACCUCAAUGUUGCCUAUGAUCAUAUUUUUGCAUUCAAUUGCCCCCAAAAUGAACAAUGUUACUGCAUUGUCAAAGAAGAUAAAUCUUCUACCAGGUGUACUCAAUGUCAAUUACAAUGUAAAGUACUGCAAAGAGGUGAUGAUAGCUACGGGUGCUGGUUUAGUGAUUCUCAAUUAUUCAGCUCAAGAAAAAUAGAAGAAUGGCUGAAAGAAGGUGAAGUUAAGCUAAAAGUCACUCGUAUCAAUAUGCAUGGUGCACCUGGAGCUGGUAAAACAUGUUCACAGCACCUCCUACUUAAUGAGCCACCACCUGAGAAACUCACUGAUAGUACACCAAUAGCUUGUCCUGCUGUUCAAGCAACAAGAAUAUCCAUUGAUGAUGAAAAUAAGAAGUGGGAGAGGGUUAAUAUUGAAGAUUUGUAUAAACAGCUAGCAUCUCAUUUAGAGGACGAAACAGAAAAUGAGAAAAUGUCUACAGAAGGGGAUGAAGCAUCAAUGUCUGAAAUUGAUGAUAUGUCUGAAGAUGAUAAUGUCUCUGAUAGUUCAGAUGAAUCAUUAAUGGAAGAGUCAAUCGCAACUGAACCGCACACAAAUGAACCAGUCAGGAAUGAACAAACUGCAGAGAAACAGCAAACCAAAAAUAUACCAGCUGAGAAUAAACCAAUUAAAACAGAAGUAAUUCAAAAAGUUACAAAUGUUCAGGAAACCCAAAAAUUUAACACAAAUUGGGUUUAUUUUAUUGAUUCUGGUGGUCAGCCAGCAUAUCGAGAGUUGCUACCUCUUUUUACAAGAGGAGCUGCACUGAAUAUCAUCACCGUUGAUCUUACCAAAGGUCUUGAUGAGAAAUGUGAGUUUCAUUAUCGUCUUGAGCAACAUGAGUUUCCUAUUAAGACGAAGCUCGAGUAUUCUAAUCGUGAUAUAAUUCGCUCAACUAUUAGCUCCGAAGCUAUGUUGAAUCCUGUUAAAAUUUCUUACGUCUCUCACAUGCCUGAGCACUCUCAUUAUCUCAUACUUGGUACACGUAAAGAUGAGUUGGAAAAAAGAGAGAAGCUAGGUGAGCUGAAUAAAAUGAAUAAAUUGCUGCUUGAAGAAUAUAAAGAUAAUAGAAAAGUCAUUCCUCGUAAUAAGCGUCAUAUCAUAUUUCCAGUUAAUACGUUGCUCCCUGCUGGGUCUAAGGAAAGAGAGGAAGCUAGUGCAAGUCUUUGUAAAGUAAUUUCAAAUUGCAGAGUUGAAAUGACAAUUGAGUUACCGAUUCGAUUGCUUGCUUUUGAGAUUGCACUAAAACUAGAAGCUAAGAAGAAGGAACGAAGUUUUCUUACAAGAGAAGAAGUGAUUGAGAUUGGUAGGUCUCUCCGACUUGAUGAUGAAUCAGAUAUCGAUGAUGCCCUGGAAUAUCUACACAAUGUUACUAUCAUUUUUUAUUAUCAAAAUGUUCUACCGAAUUUUAUAUUUACCAAUCCUAAACCAAUUCUGGAUGUCCUUUCACAUCUAAUAGCUGUUACAUACAUUGACCAUACUGAUCUACAUUUGCUUGCAGAGCCACCUCCUUCACCAGAUGAAACUUAUAAUCUCAUAAAAUUUGGCCUAUUUAAAGAAGAUAUUUUUAAAAACAUUGGUAUGAAGCUAAAAGUUUUUAAUAAAGAUUUUCAACCAUCUCACAUGAUCGCUCUUCUUAAACACCUCCACAUCAUUGCUGAAGUUGAAAACAGAGAAGAAGGAGACUAUUUCUUUCUGUGUGCAUUACCAUCUUGUGACAUAGAUAAGCUCAAUCGUCCUCCACCUGAAAUACAUGUACAACCACUUCUCAUAGCAUGGGAGAUUGACAACAGUGGCACAACAACUCUAGCCAUCCCUCAAGGAUUAUUUCCCUUAACCAUCGUACACCUUUUAGAGAAAAAAGAUACGGUACAAUUUGCUCCUGGUCCAGAUUCAGGUUCAGAUUCAGAUUCAAGUUCAGAUUCAAGUUCAGAUUCAGGCGAUAAAACAGGAUUCUACAGAUAUAAUGAUGCCAUAUCACUUCGUAUUUACAAAGAGUAUACUAUAGAUAUCAUCAAUCGCUAUACACAUAUUGAGAUACAUUUAGAUGAUCACAGCAAAGAAUUUUGUCUAAAAAUUCGAGAAUUAGUUACAGACGCUAUCAAAAAAAGCAGUGAUGAUCUCAAAUAUAUUAGUGACUUGAUCAUUGAUUUUUCCUAUAUAGCUACUGGUACUUUACCAGUACAGCCUCAUCAAGACAGUACCACUGUUAAUCCUGAUAGUGAUCAUGGAGCUGGACAGCUAGGUAUAGAGGAUCUUGAUAAAGUGCUAACAGUGUUACAAGAAGCAAUGUUUGGUUCAGCAGAAUGGAAUAACUUAGGGCUGAAGUUAGGCCUACUAGGACCAACAACACUCGAUGUUAUUGAAGACGGUGGUGGUAAUGCACAUAAGAAACUAAAGAAGACUAUAAAAGCAUGGCUGAGAGGAGAAGAUAAGGUAACUAGUAGAACAUGGCAGACUUUGAUAGAUGCUGUGAAGGGAACAAGAGACCGUGCAGCUGCUGAAAGAAUACCUAAAGAACUGAAAUUCCUUUAUGAUAUUACCCUUUAAUAAUA